Messenger RNA from Erpetoichthys calabaricus (reedfish), 3046 nucleotides. RefSeq names its product mitogen-activated protein kinase kinase kinase 20a (gene map3k20a). Gene Ontology annotation, cellular component: cytoplasm. Gene Ontology annotation, biological process: protein phosphorylation. Lineage: Eukaryota; Metazoa; Chordata; Cladistia; Polypteriformes; Polypteridae. Gene Ontology annotation, molecular function: protein kinase activity; ATP binding; protein binding. The record is from RefSeq and is a predicted model, not a curated record. The transcript is spliced from 20 exons. Bases 234 to 2633 code for a protein of 799 amino acids.
UUCCAGACUCCUUAUACAACCUCACAGUUGAGUCUCAGCUUUCCAUUUGUCAAAGCCUGUGAGAUCAGGUCUUAGUGACAUAGUAGCUGUUUCAUGGAUUGCGCUAUGCCCUGCAGUUGAUGGUAAAUCAACUCGGAGAAUCUAUUAAAGUCAGCCGCCCAGCUUGACGUUUUCUAAUCACUCACUAAGUCUUUGAAAAGCCUAUUUCGGACAGUAUCACUUGUCAUUAUGAAAUGUCGUCCCUUGGAGCCUCCUUUGUUCAGAUCAAGUUAGAUGACAUCCUCUUCUAUGAGAACUGUGGCGGUGGAAGCUUUGGAAGUGUUUAUCGAGCAAAAUGGAUAUCGCAGGACAAAGAGGUGGCAGUAAAAAAGCUUCUUAAAAUUGAAAAUGAGGCAGAAAUACUGAGUGUCCUUAGUCACAGGAAUGUUAUCCAGUUUUAUGGAGCUAUACUUGAAGCACCUAACUAUGGUAUUGUAACAGAAUAUGCAGGUGGAGGAAGUUUAUAUGACUACCUAUCCAGUGCCAAAAGUGAAGAAAUGGACAUGGGUCAGAUAAUGACAUGGGCAAUGGACAUAGCUAAAGGAAUGCACUAUUUACACAUGGAAGCUCCAGUACGAGUAAUCCACAGGGAUCUGAAAUCCAGAAAUGUGGUGAUCACUGCUGAAAAAAUACUGAAGAUCUGUGACUUUGGAGCCUCCAAGUUUCACUCCCACACUACUCAUAUGUCACUAGUUGGAACAUUCCCAUGGAUGGCCCCUGAAGUAAUACAGAGCCUACCAGUGUCAGAGACGUGUGACACAUACUCCUAUGGAGUGGUUCUGUGGGAAAUGCUGACUCGAGAGGUUCCUUUCAAAGGUUUGGAAGGGCUACAAGUUGCUUGGCUAGUUGUAGAGAAAAAUGAGAGGUUGACCAUUCCUAGCAGUUGCCCACCAAGUUUUGCUGAAUUAAUGAGACAGUGCUGGGAAACAGAUGCAAAGAAAAGACCAGUGUUUAAACAAAUAAUGUUGACCCUGGAAUUGAUGUCCAAGGACAGUCAGCUGCCUGAUCAGUGCAACUCCUUCCUGCACAAUAAAGCAGAGUGGAGGUGUGAAAUUGAAGCAACUCUAGAGAGGUUAAAAAAAUUGGAACGUGACCUAAGCACCAAAGAGCAAGAACUCAAGGAGAGAGAGCAACGUUUGAAGAUGUGGGAGCGCAAAUUGGUAGAGCAGUCCAACACACCGCUUCUUCCAUCAUAUGACAUUUAUACGUGGACAGAAGAACAUGUGCAUUUCUGGGUGGAACAACUUUUUAAUGAAGGAGAGUUUUCCAGCGACAUGAAGAGAUAUGCAGAAUUAAUUAAGGAAAACCACAUUACAGGCAAACGUCUACUACUUUUGACAGAAAAUGACAUGAAGGAUAUGGGGAUUAAAUCCAAAGGGCACAUUAUUCAUUUAAAGUCUGCAAUUGAGAAAUUAGCCCAAGAUUAUCUGAGUCUCUUCCAUUUUCCACCUUUGAUGAAGGAAGAUGAAUUGCAAUUAGAAGAAGAUGCCAUAAAAAUUGUGAACCUGGAACUGGUAUUUGGGUACCAUUUGAAGCCAGGAACUGGCCGAAAGGAUUGCAAAUGGAAAAUGUACAUGGAGCUGGAUGGGGAUGAGGUGGCAAUAGCAUAUAUUAAGGAUGUGAAUUUUGUACCAAGCAGACCAGAUAUUGAUGUCCUAAAAAUGACUAAGCCUCCUUUUGUUAUGGACAAGUGGAUUGUUGGAAUUCAAGAAAAUGAGACUGUUGAAUGUAUUGUGAAUUAUGAGAAUGAUGUGCGAUCACCAAAAGUCACAAAGCAUUACCAUUCAGUACAAUGGCCAAUAAGUGGUCAGGAUGAAAUUAAAACUGUCCAGCUUCUAAUACAGACUGGGAUUGCAAAGGACAGUGAAGGAAAACCAAGAAGCCAGACAGGAUCAAAUGUGGAUCCCAAAUGGAUACACAACUUGCGAAUGAGACAGCUGUUCAAUGACCAGAAGCCUCCUGCUGCCUUACCUCAUUCUGCUAGCUCCAGCGUGACUACUUUACCUCAGUUUCUUUCCUUCUGUUCUGACCAAGCUUCCUAUGCAUCAGCAGUGAGGAGACCUUCAAAUCAUCUACAGCCCUCCUCCUGGAACAGUUCAAGAAGCUCUUCCCCAACAGGCGGACUCACCAGAAAAAUAUCUGGUGUAUUCCUUGACUCCAAAGGAAACAGCUCUUCCAGUACAACUUCAGAAAGCAUGUCAGAUAAAGAGCGCUCCUACACACCCAGGGCAAGAGGGAGUUACCACAAUAGGGACUCAAAUGCAGGAGCUUGGAAGACAGUCCACGGGAAUAAUUACAACCUGACGCCUUCUGCGCCAUUUCGGCAAGACAAUAGACACCACAGACCCUACCAUCAGACUCGUACUUUGACACCGAAAACAAAUAAUUGGGGUCAAGCAUCCCAUAAGCACUCACCGCCAAUACCAGGCAUGUUCAUACCAGUGGAUGACAAUAGCAAAAGUGACACAGAAGAUGCCAAAGCUAGUGAAGGAGGAUGGAUUAAAGUGCAGCGCCAGAAGAAAUCUUCAAAGCAGGACAGCAAACAGAUGAGAGGUCGGCCAAGGAGAGGAAGCCGUGGUCGUGGUCGCAAUUGAUCUUAGGAUUCCAUAGGAUGCUCAAACGCACAUCUCUUUGCUAUAGAACUUCUUUUGACAAGCCAGGGUUUAACAUUUUAACAGUAUGUAUUGACCAUGUUUCCUUAUAGUCAGUGUAUUAUAAAUUGGUUUACCAUUGAAGGCUUGAACAGUCAGGAUUAAUGGUAAGUGCAAUAUGUACAAUUUUCACAUUGCUGGAACUUAAAGUAAAUACUGACGAAAGAAUAAUGUAGAUACAAAUAUCUUCAGUGGCAAAACCAAAGAUUUUUUUUAGUACAAAUUAAGGUGUAAGUGACAUGUCUAACAACUAUCCAUAUAUUUUUGAGACCACUUUUUCAACUAUAAGGUCAUAGGUAGUCAGAGCUUAUCUCAAAACCAUUGUGUUCAAGAUGAAAAACCAAACCCUGGGUGGG